This is a messenger RNA of Lolium rigidum, 1077 nucleotides long. Its product is annotated as triacylglycerol lipase 2-like. Lineage: Eukaryota; Viridiplantae; Streptophyta; Magnoliopsida; Poales; Poaceae. The coding region runs from base 7 to 936 and encodes 309 amino acids. The transcript is spliced from 7 exons. The record is from RefSeq and is a predicted model, not a curated record.
GACGGCAUGACAUGGCUUCUGAGCUCGCCGGAGGAGUCGCUGGCGUACAUCCUCGCCGACCGCGGCUUCGACGUGUGGAUCGCCAACACCAGGGGCACCAGGUGGAGCAAGCGCCACGUCUCACUCGACCCCUCGUCCCAGGACUACUGGGACUGGUCAUGGGACGACCUAGUUACCAACGACAUGCCGAAAAUGGUUGACUAUGUCUACACUCACACUGCCCAGAAGCCGCACUUCGUUGGCCACUCAUUGGGGACGCUGGUGGCGCUUGCGGCCUUGUCGGAGGGAAGGCUGGUGGACAAGAUGAAGUCGGCGGCGCUCCUGACCCCGGUCGCCUACCUUGCCCACAUGACCACUCCCCUCGGCAUACUGCUCGCCAAAACAUUUGUUGGAGAGGCCAUCUCUGUUCUCGGUGUGGCGGAGUUCGAUCCAGUAGCGCCUGCAGUGACAAGCCUCAUCAAGGAGUUGUGCCGCCAUCCCGGAACGAAUUGCUACGAUCUCCUCAGAGAUUUCACAGGGAAAAAUUACUGCCUGAAUAAUUCGGCUGUGGACGUCUUCCUCAAAUACGAGCCCCAGCCGACAUCCACCAAGACCAUGGUCCACCUCGCCCAAACGUUCCGGGACGGCGUGCUGUCGAAGUACGACUACGUGUGGCCGAACGUGAACGAGGAGAAGUACGGGCUGCCCGACCCGCCGGCGUACAACAUGUCCAACAUCCCAUCCACUUUCCCACUCUUUCUCAGCUACGGUGGCCAGGACGAGCUGGCCGACCCCGCGGACGUCGGCCUCCUGAUAGGCGACCUCAUUGGCCACGACCGCGACAAGCUCACGGUGCAGUACCUGGAGCAGUUUGCACAUGCCGACUUCGUCAUCGGCACCUGUGCCAAGGACUACGUCUACAACGGAGUCAUCUCCUUCUUUAACCGCUUCAACUAGCAACACACAAAUCGCGUGGAAAAAGUGAUAAGCUACUCCCAAAUAAACAGAAAAAACUAGCAACACAAACACACAAGGAAGAACAGAAAAUGAAAGCUAGAGGUGUGCACGAUCAUGGAGGUGGAUGUAAAUAUGUGAUAA